Acanthamoeba castellanii str. Neff is the source of this 417-nucleotide messenger RNA. RefSeq lists its product as uncharacterized. The record is from RefSeq and is a predicted model, not a curated record. The transcript is spliced from 2 exons. The coding region runs from base 1 to 417 and encodes 138 amino acids. NCBI's taxonomy places the organism in Eukaryota, Discosea, Longamoebia, Acanthamoebidae.
AUGACCAUCUGGAAGACAUGCUCACCACGUUGUUCGAGGACCGCAGCAAGUUCCGCUCGGCGUGGAGCACUUACUGGAAGUGUGUUCGAUCGCCCAAAGGAGCCGAGCCACCACGAGUCUUGGACAUCGACUACGACGAACGAAUGCGACAGCAGGUGCGCCAAACGCGCGAUCAGAUUCUCAAUCAGCGACGACAGGCAACCGAGAGGGAGGUGCAGAAGGAGAAGGAAACGACCAACUAAAAACGUAAAACGAACGAACCAACGAAUCAACGAAGCAGUAACCGCACCAACCCUGAUGGUUGCAUGGCAGUCCCCAAUUCGUGAUACUCACAUACUAAAGCCAAGAAAGGAAGACACCACCGCCAAAUGUCGACCCGCUGAGCUCAGAAGAAAAGAACAAGGAAAGAGAGACUGA